This is a messenger RNA of Striga hermonthica, 4118 nucleotides long. Lineage: Eukaryota; Viridiplantae; Streptophyta; Magnoliopsida; Lamiales; Orobanchaceae. The record is from the annotation of a GenBank genome assembly.
AUGGACUUGAAUGUUGCAGCGGAAGAAGAUGAGGGUUUAUGCGCCAUGGACGAGAAAAGGGCUGAAGAAAACGUGGAGACUGGAUUUGAAGUUCGGGAUUAUGGAGCCGAGCAAGAGAAAGUUAGGGACGAUGAAGGAGACGGUAAACAGGAGGACGUAGAGGUCGUGAAAGAGGAGGGAAACUGGAAUCCGGGCAGUAAAGGAAAAGGGAGGGAAGUGAGUGCCUCAAUAAAGAGGGAGUCGAGGAGGAAAUCAUGCCAGCUGGCGAAAGAGAAGAUCGGGAAACUGAGCCAGGGUAUGUAUGUGUGGGAAGAUGAGACGACCAGGGGUUUAUAUGUUACGGAAGAUGACGAGAGGCCGAGAAGGGGUCGGAAGAGAAAGAAGGAAAGUGAGGGUAUUGGUGUUGAUGGUCUGGAGGUAGUGAAAACUGGGGAAGUGGAAGGCCCAGAAAGAAGGGAGGGCGUCGAAGGGCUGGUUGUGGAAAAUGAAGCUAUUGGCAGUGGUGGUGAGGAGGUAAGGAUAAAUGGAAGCUUAAAGAAACGGAGGGGGAGGCCAAAGAAAACUGGGGAGGUGGAAAAUGGAGGUAUUGGUGGUGAGGUGAAAACUGGGGUAGUUGAAGGCUCCAAAAAAAAGAGGGGGAAUAGUGGGAAAGUGGAAGGGCCGAAAAAGCCGAGGGGGAGACCGCCAAAACGUGUAGUGGAGGAGCGAUUGAAAAUUGAAAGUGAUGCUGGUGAGGGUGUGGGGGAAGUCAAAAAUGGGUCGAGUGAAGGGACGGAGAAGGAAGUUGAAGGGAAUGUUUUGGAAAAUGAUGUUAUUGGCUGUCAGGGUGUAAACAAUGGGAGAGCUGAAAGCCAGGAGAAUAAGAGGGAAGGAUCUCUGAAAGAUGGGGAGGCGGAGAUGAUUGAAGGGAAGGGAGUCGAAAAUGCUGAUGUUGGCAUUGAUGGUGUGGUGGAAGGCGGAAAAAGAAGGGAGGGCGUUGAAGGGCUGGUUGUGGAAAAUGAAGCUAUUGGCAGUGGUGGUGAGGAGGUAAGGAUAAAUGGAAGCUUAAAGAAACGGAGGGGGAGGCCAAAGAAAACUGGGGAGGUGGAAAAUGGAGGUAUUGGUAGUGAGGUGAAAACUGGGGUAGUUGAAGGUUCCAAAAAAAAGAGGGGGAAUAGUGGGAAAGUGGAAGGACCGAAAAAGCAGAGGGGAAGACCGUCAAAACGUGCAGUGGAAGAGCGAUUGAAAAUUGAAGGUGAUGCUGGUGAGGGUGUGGGGGAAGUAAAAAAUGGGUCGAGUGAAGGGACGGAGAAGGAAGUUGAAGGAAAUGUAGUGGAAAAUGAAGUUAUUGGCUUUGUCUGUCAGGGUGUAGAUAAUGGGAGAGUUGAAAGCCAGAAGAAUAAGACGGAAGGAUCUCUGAAAGAUGGGGAGGCGGAGAUGAUUGAAGGGAAGGGAGUCGAAAAUGCUGAUGUUGGCAUUGAUGGUGUGGUGGAAGGCGGAAAAAAAAAGAGGGGCCGGAAACCAUUUAAAAAAGGAGCCGGAGAGAAGGUUGAAGGUCAGAGAGGGGAAAAUGCAGGUACAGGGGUUGAGGUUGGGGAGGUAGUGAAAAAUAGGAGAGUGGUGGGACCGAAAAGGAGGAGAGGAAGACCUCGAAAGGAUGGCGCGCAGAAAGAAUUUGAAGGGAAGGGAGUGGAAAAUAAUGGUAUUGUCCAUGAGGAUGUGGAAGAAAAUAAAAAUAGAAUACUGAAAGGCCAGAAAAGAGGAAGGAAGAGAAAAGCAUUGAAAGAUGGGCAGGAGGAGGGAGUUGAAGGAGGGGCAAACCAAGAAGGAACUGGAAAUACUGAAAGAAAAUGUUGCCCUGAAACAAAUGCGGACGGACUGGAUAGUGCAGCGGAGACAGCCAUUAGUGGAAAGCACAAAGGAAAAGGGAUUGAGCGAAACACCUGCCACCAGUGCAAAAGGAACGAUAAAGGAAGGGUUGUGCGUUGCACCAAGUGUAAGAGAAAACGAUAUUGCGUGCCUUGCAUGAAUAGAUGGUAUCCUCAGCUUCCGGAGGAGGCUUUUGCUGAAGCUUGCCCCGUUUGUUGUAAGAACUGCAAUUGCAAGAGUUGCUUGCGGCUGGAGGUGCCGAUUUCGUUGAAUCUGGAAUUGGAAUACAAUGAUGAAGAACAGAUGCAAUACUCUAAAUAUAUGCUGUGUUUGCUUCUGCCCUUCUUAAAACAAUUUCAUGCAGAACAACUAGUUGAGAUGGAAAUGGAAGCUAAGAUACGAGGACUCUCACUUUCAGAAGUAAAGCCACAAAAAUCAGACUGCGAGCUGAACGAACGAAUAUUUUGUGAUAAUUGUAAAACGUCCAUUGCUGAUUUUUACCGGAGCUGCCCCAAGUGUUCGUACGACUUGUGCCUCACUUGUUGCCGGGAGCUUCGGGAUGGACAUCUGCAGGACAGGGAAAAGGAUAUCAUUGAUCAAUAUGUUAGUCGUACACUAAGUUACUUGCACGGUGAUCUGGAUGAGGAUUCUCUUUCAAUCAAGAAUGAACCUCAUCCUGAAAUUGUUGAGACUGUUGCUAAUAAUCCUGCUGUCAUAGAGUCCGAAUGGAAACCUACAGAAACAGGUACUAUCCCAUGCCCACCGCCGUUUGUGGGGGGCUGCGGUGAAGGGAUUUUAGAACUAAACAGUGUUUUCGGGGAUAAUGUUGUCUCUAACUUGUUGCUGAGAGCGGAAAAAUUGGUGAGGUUAGAUAUGGAGAAACUGCCUAAAAUUUUUGAGAAGUGUUCGUUGUGUUUAAAGUUAUCUGGCGAGAACACAAAUAGCCGUCAUGAACUGCGUAGAGCGGCUUUCCGGGAGGACUCGGAGGACGAUUUCUUAUACUGUCCCAAGGCUAAAAGCCUCAAAAGUGAUGAUUUGAGGCAUUUUCAACGGCAUUGGUUGAGAGGUGAGCCUGUGGUUGUUAGUAAUGUGCUCGAGACUACAUUUGGUUUGAGCUGGGAGCCUAUGGUUAUGUGGCGGGCUUUUCGUCAGAAAAGGAACCAUAAGACCGAACUUCUUCUCAACGUGGCCGCUUUAAAUUGCUUGGACUGGUGUGAGGUCGAAAUCAAUAUUCACAAGUUUUUCAGUGGGUACUCGAAGUGUCAAUUUGACAGUUAUGGAUGGCCUCAGAUUCUCAAGUUGAAAGAUUGGCCUCCUUCUAACUUGUUCGAGGAGAGGCUGCCACGUCAUGGUGCAGAAUUCAUCAGCUGCUUGCCCUUCAAAGACUACACACAUCCACGUCAUGGGUACCUUAACCUAGCUGUCAAAUUGCCUGAGGAGUCUCUGAAGCCAGAUAUGGGGCCCAAGACAUAUAUUGCCUAUGGACUUUCUCCCGAACUGGGAAGGGGAGACUCUGUGACAAAGUUACACUGUGAUAUGUCUGAUGCAGUGAAUGUUUUAACACAUGUAGAGGAACCUGUUCUCAAACCUGAGCAGCUUUCGACUAUAAAAGAACUGCAGAAGAAGCAUGCUGCACAGGAUAAAAUAGAAUUAAAUAGCGAUCUGGAAAUACCUAUUGUCGAUCGACAGAAAUCUGCUGAAACUCUCGGAACUGGUAAAGAAGACCAAGAAGAAGGUUCCAAACAAGAGGAGAUCAAUAUUUCGGCUCCUGAAAAUAUUUCAGAAAGUUCUGGAGAUCCUGAAGGUGGUGCUCUUUGGGAUAUUUUUAGGAGGCAGGAUGUACCUAAACUGGAGGAAUACGUGAGGAAACACUUCAAGGAAUUUAGACAUAUUCAUGGCAAUCCGUUACCGCAGGUUGUCCACCCUAUCCAUGAUCAAUCUGUAUACUUGACCAUGGAGCAUAAAAGGAGGCUUAAGGAGGAAUAUGGGAUUGAACCAUGGACAUUUGUUCAGAAGUUGGGUGAUGCUGUUUUUAUACCUGCUGGUUGUCCACACCAAGUUAGAAACUUAAAGUCUUGCAUUAAGGUCGCACUUGACUUUGUCUCACCGGAAAACGUCCAAGAGUGCGUUCGGUUAACAGAUGAAUUCCGCACUCUUCCUCAAAAUCAUAGGGCUAAGGAAGACAAGUUAGAGGUGAAGAAAAUGACUAUUCAUGCAAUUCUCCAAGCUGUGGAUUACUUGGAGAGGAUGUCUGGAUUAAAACAGUGCUG